GAUCUUAUUGGCGGACUGAAAGGUCACAACGUAACAAUGGAUAACUUUUUCUCAUCUUAUGAACUUGGGCAGAAAUUGCUAUCAAAAGGUCUCACAAUGGUUGGUACGAUGCGAAAAAAUAAAAGAAGCAUUCCACCAAAGCUCCUUGAAUGUAAAAAAGUUCCUUUGUACCAGUCAACUUUUGCAUUCACGAAAGACACAACACUCGUUUCAUAUGUCGGACGAAAAAACAAGUGCACGAUUUUGCAAAGCACAAUGCAUAGUUCAAAUGAUGUAGGAUCCGGCGACAAAAAAUUGCCCGAAAUUAUAGAAUACUACAACAAAACUAAAGGUGGUGUGGAUACGGUUGACAAGAUGCUUUCGUGUUACAGCUGUAAGCGCAAAACAAAUCGUUGGCCUAUGGUCGUGUUUUCGAAUAUAAUCGAUAUUUCAGCCUUGAACGCAUUUGUCAUUUUCAAAGAAGUGUCACCGAAUUGGCAAACAACACAGAAAACUACAUUACGACGCAAUUUUCUACGGGAACUUGGAUAUUCUCUUGCGCAGCCAUACAUGGAUAUGAGAAAAGGUGUGCCACGAUCUGAAUCAUCAGCAUCGCUUCUUUCAGCGAGCCGAGAAUCCCUACAAUGGCGUGAAAGUUCACCAGCUAUUCAGUCUUCGUCUUCCUCCAUUUCUCGUGAGUCUUCGAUGUCACGUGAAGGUUCACCAACUUUGCUACCAUCUACAUCAUUCGAAAUUCCUCGUAAAAGAGCAAAAAGUGUUCCAUCGGUGUCGAAAGGCAGAUCAAGAUGUCACAUGUGCUAUACUGAGAAAUCCGCCAAUAGAAAUAAUAUGCAUGAAACUAUCUGUUGUUUUUGUACUAAAGGUGUUUGCAAAAGCACCCAUAAUCGAAAUGUGUGCGUGAAAUGUAUUGUAGAACGCCUACUUUAAAAACAAAUCACUUUUAAUGUAAUGAUUUUUGAAAAAAAUCAAGUAAAAUCAAAAAUAUCUUCAAAAAAUCUGUCAAAAUAUGUGUUUUCCAUACAAAUUCCAUAUGCGUAGAAAUCCACGCACAAGGGUAAAAUUUGUAAUUUUUUUUG
Molecule: messenger RNA, 1076 nt
Organism: Contarinia nasturtii (swede midge)
Lineage: Eukaryota; Metazoa; Arthropoda; Insecta; Diptera; Cecidomyiidae
Exons: 2
Coding region: 37-927 (296 amino acids)
Source: RefSeq, a predicted model, not a curated record